CAAUAUGAUCCGUUUUUGCGAGAGUCCGCAUGGGUUCGCAUGUUGAUGAUUUUAAUGUCAUUUUCGUAAUAAAUGCCAACUCAUCUCUCCUCUGUCUUUUCUCCCUCCCUUUCUCUGAGUUCUCUCCCUGAAACUGACUUCCUCCCUUCCUACUGGACGGCGCCGAGCCUCUCCUUCUCCGGUGGCAGUGCUGCCCGCUCUAUCCAACCAAAACCGUCGCGCCGUCGUCUGCAGAUUCACUGGAGACUCCAACUGGCUCGUCCAGCUCGCCGCAGUGCUCCAGCCCGAUCGUGAUUUGCAGCCUGCCAUGAUAGCUUGCUGAGUUCGCAGGUUGAAAGUCGCUUCCAAGUUUUUGCUUUUUCAGCUAUCAUCAUCGCUUUCUUGAAUCAAAAUGCAGCAGGGUGGAGGUUCCGAUACUGAGGUGACUUGGGAGGACCAGCAGAACAUUAACAAGUUCGGAAGAUUGAACAACAGAUUUCACGAACUCGAAGACGAGAUAAAGACCGCCAAGGAAACAAAUGACAAUCUAGAAGAUGCAAGCAAUGAGUUGAUUCUCACUGAUGAGGAAAUUGUUCGGUUCCAAAUUGGGGAAGUAUUCGCUCACGUGCCAAAUGAAGAAGUAGAGAGCAGGAUAGAGCAAAUGAAAGAGGUGAACAGUAAGAAGUUGGAGAAACUUGAGGAAGAAAAGGAAUCUGUGGUUGCACAGAUGAGUGAAUUAAAGAAAAUUCUCUAUGGGAAAUUCAAGGACUCAAUUAAUCUAGAGGAGGAGUAAUCUGAGAUAUGUUGUUAUUUACUUCCAAUCUGGUUACUCGUGAACUUUUGAAAAGAGUUCCUAGGAUUUUAUUCCUGGAGUAGCAAGUCUGUUUUGAUAGUGAAUGUCAUGGAUAUUUGUGUAAUAGCAUUCCAUUGGUUUGCUUGGAUAUUUUCCUUUGAUGCAAACAACAUUUUUGAAUAUGGAACGUUUGCAUGAGUAAAUGUACCGUAAUUGCUUUGUUUCUCUAAUGAAGUAGCUUUUUCUUUGCCGUCUA
This is a messenger RNA of Malania oleifera, 1028 nucleotides long. Its product is annotated as probable prefoldin subunit 4. The record is from RefSeq and is a predicted model, not a curated record. Gene Ontology annotation, biological process: protein folding. Gene Ontology annotation, cellular component: cytoplasm; prefoldin complex. Lineage: Eukaryota; Viridiplantae; Streptophyta; Magnoliopsida; Santalales; Ximeniaceae. Bases 392 to 772 code for a protein of 126 amino acids. The transcript is spliced from 3 exons.